This is a messenger RNA of Myotis davidii, 3230 nucleotides long. RefSeq names its product RAB14, member RAS oncogene family (gene RAB14). The transcript is spliced from 8 exons. Lineage: Eukaryota; Metazoa; Chordata; Mammalia; Chiroptera; Vespertilionidae. Gene Ontology annotation, biological process: endocytic recycling; defense response to bacterium; phagosome maturation. Bases 423 to 1070 code for a protein of 215 amino acids. Gene Ontology annotation, molecular function: GTPase activity; GTP binding. Gene Ontology annotation, cellular component: recycling endosome; Golgi apparatus; phagocytic vesicle. The record is from RefSeq and is a predicted model, not a curated record.
GGGCCAGUGGGCGGGCGUUCGCGGCAGCGCGACAAAUCAGGAUGGGAGGACUGAGGAAGGGGCGUGGCUUAUCAGGUUGGGCCUAGCCACUCUCUUCCGGGCUCCGCCAGCUGCGCGCGCAUCCCUCUCCCCCUUCUUUUGUGGUCCGGCCCAUUGCGAGGGUGACAGGAAACCCUGUGCAGGGAGCGCCGCCAUCUUGGACCUGCCCGAGGAAGAUCCUGAGGGAUCCCCAGGAGCAGUCGCCGCUGCCACCGCUACUGCCGCUAGCGCGUCUGCACCGCCGCGUCCAACCCGCUACCUGCCGGGGCCUGGGCCGACCGCCCCCGCCCUUUUCGGCUGCGCCCGCACUCUUCUUCCUCGCCCUGACGCCCCCCCUCCCGCCCGGAAAGCUGCCCAGCCACCAGCAACCCCCCAGUGCCACCAUGGCAACUGCACCAUACAACUACUCUUACAUCUUUAAAUAUAUUAUUAUUGGGGACAUGGGAGUAGGAAAAUCUUGCUUGCUUCAUCAAUUUACAGAAAAAAAAUUUAUGGCCGAUUGUCCUCAUACAAUUGGUGUUGAAUUUGGUACAAGAAUAAUUGAAGUUAGUGGCCAAAAAAUCAAACUGCAGAUAUGGGAUACAGCAGGACAGGAGAGGUUUAGGGCUGUUACACGAAGCUACUACAGAGGAGCUGCAGGAGCGCUUAUGGUGUAUGAUAUCACUAGAAGAAGUACAUAUAACCACUUAAGCAGCUGGUUGACAGAUGCAAGGAAUCUCACCAAUCCAAAUACUGUAAUAAUUCUCAUAGGAAAUAAAGCAGAUUUGGAGGCACAGAGAGAUGUUACUUAUGAAGAAGCCAAACAGUUCGCUGAAGAAAAUGGCUUAUUGUUCCUUGAAGCAAGUGCAAAAACGGGAGAGAACGUAGAAGAUGCUUUCCUCGAGGCUGCCAAGAAAAUCUAUCAGAACAUUCAGGAUGGAAGCCUGGAUCUGAAUGCUGCCGAGUCUGGUGUACAGCACAAACCCUCAGCUCCGCAGGGAGGCCGGCUAACCAGUGAACCCCAACCCCAGAGAGAAGGCUGUGGCUGCUAGUGACCUCUUUGCUGUGGCUCUCAUUUGACCUUUCACCUCUGUCUGUUGGAAGCAGUACUUUUUACUGCCUCGUUGUCUUCUGUACAUCUUACUGGGUUUAAUUAAAAAAACAAAAGAAAAAACAACUCUGUUUAAAAACAGUUUAACACAAUACUAAACUGCUAAACAACUAGGUGUAAUCAGGUUAUCAAAAGCAAGUAAUCUCUCCUGCAUGGUAUAUCUAGACUUUUUUUCCCCUUGAUUGUCCUCAUGUUAGGUAUGUCACCAAUACAUGAUUUAAACUGAGCACUGAUGCUGGACUUCAUGAUUUUUACCCCUCCCUCUUUUUGGCAGGGCUUUGUCUCACUGUACGGUUUAAUUUGAUAUCUUAAGCCUUUCUCCCCAUCUUUAACUGUUCAAGUAUGUCUGUUGUAACCAAGAAGUUUAUUGCUGUGAAAUGGCUUCUGGUGAUAGAGAAGGGGUUCUGUAACUGCUUUGUUUUGUUUUUGUCAGAUAAAUUCCCUGUUGUGUGGGUGGCAUUUUUCUUGAGGAGGUUUGCUUCUGUCUUAGCCUUGUACAGGGAAAACAUUCACUUAUCAGCUUCUCUCUUGUGCUUAAUUAAUAGCUUUAUUUUUUUUUUACAUUUUAUCCUUUCUCUUUAGCAGAAAGUAAAUAUGUAUAAAUUUUGAAGGAACUGAACUAACAAUACAUUCUGUGUAUAUUAUUUUAAUGAAGAAAAUAAAUUGAUUACUGGCAUUGGAACAGUAUAAAAUACCAGUUUGUACAGUAAGACCUAUAUGUGACCAUGUUACUCCCUUCCAUUUCACACAAGGAAAUAGACACAACUGCAGUUCACAAGUAAUACUGGCUCCACCCAUUGGUGCUGGCAAUUUGGGGACAUUAUGCUGUAAAGAGCUCCUAGCGUGAGAGGAUUAACACUAGCUCAUCUUUGUUCAUCUUUGCACUGUGGCUUACCUGCAGAUUUUCUUAACUGUUCUUGUGCAAUCAACAAUGUGCAAACCUGCUUUUCUCUUUUUUGUAAACAUUUUGCAUUACAGGCUGCAUUUCUUGCCUUACUGUAUAGAAAAAGAAAAAAGGCUGGGUUUAUUAUUGCACAUUUUAAGCUUUUAUACCUUUAUCUUCUUGGAAUGGUUGAGAUUCUGAACCAUAGGUCUGCUGUUAAGGGAUUUUAAAUUGUGCAUUUUUAACACUACAGUGAAAUAAUUUAAGAUAUCCCUUGUGUUCUUAAGUAUGAAGUGCUAUUUUUGGUCAUGUUGGCAUAAAUUGUUUUAUAAAAGGGAAAGUGUUUCUAACAGUGUUUCAAUGUUUGUGCUGAUACAAAGUAAGUUAUUACUUGAGAUGGUUUGGCCACUGAAGAAUACAGUAUUGCAAGGGAAACAAUCUUAUUUCUUUAGGUAAGAAACUUAGGUUUUACCAAGUUCUUUACUUCUAUUGACUGAUUUCUGAGGUUAAAGAUCAGGCUGGGAAUUCAGAAGUUAUUGAAGUACAGGAUAGGUAAACCUCGGUAGAUUAUAUAAAAUACACUCAGCUCAACUGCUGUGUUUAAAAUACACAUUUUAAAUCCCUCUUUACAGACACUAAAGUAAAAAAAAAAUACAACUUUCUGGGUUGUAAACAUGGUAGUACCAGAGUAUUGUAUAGUCAACAUUAAAUUAAGGUAGCAAUCACAAACUAAAGACCGUGGCUUGUUUAGGUGCAAUACCCUGAUUUCCAAAGUUAGUUACAGUGGGUCUUAAUGUUUUGUGACAGGAUUUAUUCAGACUGCUGUACUCUUCAUUUGAUGUAACAAAAUGCUAUUAAUCUGAAUAUUUGUAAAUAAAGUACCUGUAUCUAGAUUAAAUUAAAAUUGUUUGUAUUAUUUUCUGAACUAUGAUAGGAUUUCAUAUUUUCUUCAGGUAAACAAUUAUUUAGCGUAAGUUGUCAGUUUUUGCAGAAUUAUCCUUAUUUGUUGGUAGAGAAGUCUAGUACAUAGCAUAUAAAUCCACAUCACUGAGUUUUUAUCUUUGUGUUUAGAUCACACUUGCAGUGUUUUUAGUCAACCUUUUUCAGUGUGAGACCAGCACAUUUGGUGCCUGAUGGUGUUCUCCCUUCACUGUACUUGGGGCCAAAUUCUGUAAUUUUCAUGUUUAAUUCCCUACAAUAAACUUGGGUGCUCAAAAA